Erythranthe guttata (spotted monkey flower) is the source of this 1301-nucleotide messenger RNA. RefSeq names its product GDSL esterase/lipase At3g26430. NCBI's taxonomy places the organism in Eukaryota, Viridiplantae, Streptophyta, Magnoliopsida, Lamiales, Phrymaceae. The record is from RefSeq and is a predicted model, not a curated record. Gene Ontology annotation, molecular function: hydrolase activity, acting on ester bonds.
CUCCAUUUUUAUUUUUAUUUUUUCUUUUUAUAAAUCCCCUUAGCUUAGAAUUAUCUUCUCUUCCACUUUCUCUGCAAUGGAAUUUCCUAAUUGCUUCACAAAAUUACUAUUCACUAUUUGCUUCUCACUAUUUUCACUAAGCUGCUUUUCAGUAGUACCCCAGCUAGCAUAUGCUACAGGCGGUGGUGGUGGUGGUCCUUGUCAUUUUCCGGCCAUAUUCAACUUCGGCGACUCGAAUUCCGACACUGGCGGCUUGUCGGCCGCUUUCGGCCAGGCUCCUCCCCCCAACGGCGAGUCCUACUUCCACGGACCGGCCGGUCGGUACUCUGAUGGCCGACUAGUCAUUGAUUUUAUUGCCGAAAGCUUGGGGCUACCGUAUCUAAGUGCAUACCUUGACGCAUUGGGCUCCAACUUCACUAAUGGAGCCAAUUUCGCGACCGCCGGAUCGACGAUCCGACCCCAAAACAUGACUCUACAUCAGAGCGGCUUCAGCCCCUUUUCUCUAAACGUACAAUACUAUCAAUUCAACGAUUUCCAACGAAGAUCUCAAUACAUACGCAACCAAGGGGGAGUUUUCGCACGACUAUUGCCAAAUGCAGAAGAUUUCUCGCACGCUUUAUACACAUUCGAUAUCGGUCAAAACGAUCUUACAGCAGGCUAUUUCUUCAACAUGACAACCGACCAAGUUAGAGAAUACGUUCCCGAUGUACUCGACCAAUUCAAGACCGUUGUUAAGUAUAUAUAUGAUCACGGAGGAAGGUCAUUUUGGAUACACAAUACCGGCCCGGUAGGUUGUCUGCCAUACGUGAUGGACCGCGUUCCGAUCACAGCCGGACAAGUGGAUAAGGUUGGAUGCGCGACUCCUUUCAACGAGGUUGCUCGAUAUUACAACCUCAAAUUAAAGGAAGCUGUUGUCCAGUUGAGGAAGGAUCUUCCUUCUGCAGCUUUUACAUAUGUUGAUGUUUACUCGGUCAAGUACGAGCUUAUUAGCCAAGCCAAAAAACAUGGUUUUGUGCACCCACUAAAAGCAUGUUGUGGGCAUGGAGGAAAGUACAACUUCAACAUGCACCAUGGUUGUGGGAGCAAGAUCAAAGUACAUGGUAAAGAAAUCAUGGUGGGAAAAUCAUGCAAGGAUCCAACGGUUGCGAUUAAUUGGGAUGGGGUGCAUUACACCGAGGCUGCUAAUAAAUGGGUUUUUGAUCAAAUUGUUAGUGGUGCUUAUUCGGACCCUCCAAUUCCAUUGAAUAAGGCUUGUCACAUGCACUAACUAAUUAUUAGGUCUUUUUUUCUUUUCUUUUUUA